Molecule: messenger RNA, 3684 nt
Organism: Lytechinus pictus (painted urchin)
Lineage: Eukaryota; Metazoa; Echinodermata; Echinoidea; Temnopleuroida; Toxopneustidae
Product: zinc finger protein 107-like
Exons: 7
Coding region: 78-3623 (1181 amino acids)
Biological process (GO): regulation of transcription by RNA polymerase II
Molecular function (GO): RNA polymerase II cis-regulatory region sequence-specific DNA binding; DNA-binding transcription factor activity, RNA polymerase II-specific
Source: RefSeq, a predicted model, not a curated record
AGAAUUAAUAUGGGCCGCGGCGCGGCCCGGGCGCGGGCCGGGCAUGCAGAGACUGAAGCUUUUGGUCUGAAAUCAGAAUGGUAUACUGCCAGGCGUAUGGCUGCCGAAAUCGGUCAGAAAAGGGCAACAAAUGCAGCUUUUACCGAAUUCCCGAUCCGCAGAAGAGGCCAGAAAUCACUAAAAAAUGGGUGGCUGCACUAAAGGUAGAGAAAUUCAACAAGCCUUCCUCCAAAUUCACGAGGAGUGAUGUUGUUUGUAGCGAGCAUUUUACCGACGACUGCUUUGAAAAGAUCGUGAUAGAGUUGCCUGGGAAAGUCCCCCCAAAACGACUGAAAUUUGAUGCUGUCCCUUCAAUUUUCCUCCAUCGUGGCCCCGAGCCGAAAGCCCGGGAAAGUACGGAGAAGAGAUUGGCAAGGAUGGAAGCUCAAAAAUAUAUCCAAACAGUCUUGGCAGCACCAACCAGUGGAAAUGAUGACCAAACUUUUCAGAGUAACAUCCAAUCUACACGUACAUGCACCUCUGCUUUUGCAUCUCCUGCACCGUCUCUUUCUUGGAACAGGAAAAUAUAUGUGCCUUCAGUUUGCAAGCAAGCCACCAUGUCUCUGCCAGAGAUGGAUCAGUAUCUUUCAGAUGUUCAGGUCUAUUUCACAGCCAAGGAAUGGGCAACGUUCAGCAGUUAUGAGAGAAUUUGUAUCAAGAACAUCAAAGAAAACUAUGAGAUGGUGAACAAAGUUGGAUUACAGGUCAAUCCACCUAUGUUUAUGCAACGUCAGCAAGAAAUAAAACUAGAGAUCAAAGAGGAAAAUGAUAGCGAGGAUGAGGAAAUGAUGUUAGAACCUUCCCAUGUACCUGUCAAUGAUGAAAAGCCAGAUGACAUAAAGGAGAACAACUUACAUGAAGAGAGUCCAAAUCAUUUCACUAUUAAAGUGGAGACUGAGUAUGAUGAUGAUGGGAAUCUGCUUAAUGCUCAUGAUAUCGGAGGAGAGGGAAUCAUCGGACUAUUUGAAUGGAAGGACUAUCAUGAAGCUAUCCAGACACAAACCAAUCCAGCAUCAGGUGAUGAGAGGUCAGGGGAUCUCAGGACUCAGUCAUGUGAUCAGAGGACAGAACAAACUUUGAUAGAAGUAGCUGCAGGGGGUGACCAGACUUCCAAGCAAUCAGGUGAUCUCAGAACCCAGUCAGGUGAUCUCAACUCUCAGUCAUGUGAUCAGAAGACAGAACAAACUUUGAUAGAAGUAGCUGCAGGGGGUGACCAGACUUUCAAGCAAUCAGGUGAUCUCAGAACCCAGUCAGGUGAUCUCAACUCUCAGUCAUGUGAUCAGAAGACAGAACAAACUUUGACAGGGGGUGACCAGACUCCCAAGCAAUCAGGUGAUCUCAGAACCCAGUCAGGUGAUCUCAACUCUCAGUCAUGUGAUCAGAAGAAAGCACAAACUUUGAUAGAAGUGGCUCCAGGGGGCGACCAGACUCCAAAGCAAUCCCGCCCACCGUAUUCAAAAGUGGAGGGAAGAGAUGAUGGACAGAAUGGAACACUCUCAGAUUCUGGAAUCUACCGAUGUGAGUUCUGUGGAUCAUUAUAUGCUAUUCCUCUCAUCUUAUCAAGACAUCUCAAGUACAAACAUGGGGUUGAUGGUAUCGUCUUUCCAUCGUAUGCAUUGCAUGAAGGCUUUCUACAGAUUGUUGAUGGAGAAAUACAUGGACCUGCCUGUAAAUCGAAUGACUUUGAACUUGGUGAUAAGGAGAUUUUGAAAGAAGGAAAUGAAGUAAAUAUGACAGUUGAGUGUAAGUCACGUAUAGAUUCAUAUUUUGCAUCAUGCCAGAAAGUUAUUGACAAUGAGAAGUUCUUUGUAUGUGAUCAAUGUGGUAAGGCAUUUAGUCAAUCUUAUUAUCUCACAUUACAUAAACAAAUCCAUACAGGUGAGAAACGGUAUGUAUGUGAUCAAUGUGGUAAGGAAUUUAGUGAAAAAUUUGAGCUAAAUAUACAUAUAAAACGAAUCCAUACAGGGGAGAAGCCGUUUGUAUGUGAUGAAAGGGGUAGGGCAUUUGAUCAAGAACAUACACUCACAACACAUAAACGAAUCCAUACAGAUGUGAAUCCCUAUAUAUGUGAUCAAUGUGAUAAGGCAUUUUGUCAAUAUAGAGAUCUAACAAGACAUAAACAAAUCCACACAGGUGAGAAGCCUUAUGUUUGUGAUCAGUGUGGUAAGGCAUUCAAUCAAUCAAGUUCUCUUAGAAGACAUAAACGAGUCCAUACAGGUGAAAAGCCCUAUGUAUGUGAUCAGUGUGGUAAGGCAUUCAAUCAAUCAACUGCUCUUAGAAGACAUAAACGAGUCCAUACAGGUGAGAAGCCCUAUGUUUGUGAUCAGUGUGGUAAGGGAUUUUAUCACCAUAAUAGUCUCACAACACAUAAACAAAUCCAUACAGGUGAGAAGCCGUAUGUUUGUGAUCAGUGUGGUAAGGCAUUCAAUCAAUCAAGUGCUCUUAGAAGACAUAAUAAGCAAGUCCAUACAGGUGAGAAGCCCUAUGUGUGUGAUCAAUGUGAUAAGGCCUUUCGUCAAUCUAGUGAUCUAACAAGACAUAAACAAAUCCACACAGGUGAGAAGCCGUAUGUUUGUGAUCAGUGUGGUAAGGCAUUCAAUCAAUCAAGUGCUCUUAGAAGACAUAAACGAGUCCAUACAGGUGAGAAGCCCUAUGUAUGUGAUCAGUGUGGUAAGGGAUUUUAUCACCAUAAUAGUCUCACAACACAUAAACAAAUCCAUACAGAUGUGAAUCCCUAUGUGUGUGAUCAAUGUGAUAAGGCAUUUUGUCAAUCUAGUGAUCUAACAAGACAUAAACAAAUCCACACAGGUGAAAAUCCGUAUGAUUGUGAUCAGUGUGGUAAGGCAUUCAAUCAAUCAAGUGCUCUAGGAAGACAUAAACGAGUCCAUACAGGUGAGAAGCCGUAUGUUUGUGAUCAGUGUGGUAAGGGAUUUUAUCACCCUAAUAGUCUCACAACCCAUAAACGAAUCCAUACAGAUGUGAAUCCCUAUGUGUGUGAUCAAUGUGAUAAGGCAUUUAGUCGAUCUGAUCAUCUAGUGACACAUAAACAAAUCCAUACAGGGGAGAAGCCCUAUGUAUGUGACCAGUGUGGUAAGGCAUUCAAUCAAUCAAGUGCUCUAAGAAGACAUAAACGAGUCCAUACAGGUGAGAAGCCCUAUGUAUGUGAUCAGUGUGGUAAGGCAUUCAAUCAAGAACAUACUCUCACAACCCAUAAACAAAUCCAUACAGAUGCAAAUCCCUAUGUGUGUGAUCAAUGUGGUAAGGCAUUUAGUCGAUGUGAUCAUCUAGUUACACAUAAACAAAUCCAUACAGGGGAGAAGCCCUAUGUAUGUGAUCAGUGUGGUAAGGCAUUCAAUCAAUCAAGUGCUCUCAGAAGACAUAAACGAGUCCAUACAGAUGAGAAGCCCUAUGUAUGUGAUCAGUGUGAUAAGGCAUUCAAUCAAUCAAGUGCUCUCAGAAGACAUAAACGAGUCCAUACAGAUGAGAAGCCCUAUGUAUGUUAUCAGUGUGGUAAGGGAUUUUAUCAACCUUAUAGUCUUACAACACAUAAACUAUACCAUACAAUUGCAAAUCCCUGUGUGUGAUCAAUGUGGUAAGGCAUUUAGUCGAUCUGAUCAUCUUGUAAGACAAACAAUUCCAUGUAGG